Messenger RNA from Microcebus murinus (gray mouse lemur), 7232 nucleotides. NCBI's taxonomy places the organism in Eukaryota, Metazoa, Chordata, Mammalia, Primates, Cheirogaleidae. The record is from RefSeq and is a predicted model, not a curated record.
UUGACCUAGAAGCCCAUUUUUUUCCCUUCUGAUUUUAAUAGAAAUUAAAACAUUUUCAUGAAUCCCUAAAAGUAUCAGGCCUAGUCACUGUGCCAAAUAGAUAAGUCAGCCCUAGCUGUAGGGCACAGGGAGAGGGGAUGUUGGUUAAGAGGGUGCAGACGCCCAGCUCCUGCACUAGGAAGGUUCUGUAAUGGGUAGGGAGUGGGUAAGUAAGGAGAAGGGGACUAAAGAAGGAGAAGUAGGCUCUGUUUGGAAUAAAGGUGGUAGAGAAAUGCCCUUGGGCACCCUGGGAAAUUGGGGAGUAGGUGUCAUAACUGUCUUGACUGCCCAGAGCCUUCCUUACUUAUCUCCAGCAAGGACUUUGGAGCCUGGCAGAUCUGAGCUUGAAUCCCAGCACUCACUCUUCUAAUGCCGAUGGGGUCCAUAGUUCCUGUAACAUCGUGGAUUCUGCGUCAGUGUGGGUUCUGCUUCUGAUUGCCUGGGUUUGAAUGAAACCUGGCUUUGCUAUUUACUGGCUGUUAGACAUGAGGCAAGCUGAAAAAGAUCGGAGGCGGGGGCUUUGGUGAGAUCUAUGAGGCCAUGGACCUGCUGACCAGGGAGAACGUGGCCCUCAAGGUGGAGUCAGCCCAGCAGCCCAAGCAGGUCCUCAAGAUGGAGGUGGCUGUGCUCAAAAAGCUGCAAGGGAAGGACCACGUGUGCAGGUUCAUCGGCUGUGGCAGGAAUGAGAAGUUUAACUACGUAGUGAUGCAGCUCCAGGGCCGCAACCUGGCUGACCUGCGCCGCAGCCAGCCGCGAGGCACCUUCACUCUGAGCACCACGCUGCGGCUGGGCAAGCAGAUCCUGGAGUCCAUCGAGGCCAUCCACUCUGUGGGCUUCCUACACCGCGACAUCAAGCCGUCAAACUUUGCCAUGGGCAGGCUGCCCUCCACCUACAGAAAGUGCUACAUGCUGGACUUCGGGCUGGCCCGGCAGUACACCAACACCACGGGGGACGUUCGGCCUCCUCGGAAUGUGGCCGGGUUUCGAGGGACCGUUCGCUAUGCCUCAGUCAAUGCCCACAAGAACCGGGAGAUGGGCCGCCACGAUGACCUGUGGUCCCUCUUCUACAUGCUGGUGGAGUUUGCAGUGGGCCAGCUGCCCUGGAGGAAGAUCAAGGACAAGGAGCAGGUGGGGAUGAUCAAGGAGAAGUAUGAGCACCGGAUGCUGCUGAAGCACAUGCCCUCGGAGUUCCACCUCUUCCUGGACCACAUCGCCAGCCUCGACUACUUCACCAAGCCCGAUUACCAGUUGAUCAUGUCGGUGUUUGAGAACAGCAUGAAGGAGCGGGGCAUCGCAGAGAAUGAGGCCUUUGACUGGGAGAAGGCAGGCACUGAUGCCCUCCUGUCCACGAGCACCUCCACCCCACCCCAGCAGAACACCCGGCAAACGGCAGCCAUGUUUGGGGUGGUCAACGUGACGCCCGUGCCUGGGGACCUGCUCCGGGAGAACACCGAGGAUGUGCUGCAGGGCGAGCACCUGAGUGACCAGGAGAACGCACCCCCAAUUCUGCCUGGGAGGCCCUCUGAGGGGCUGGGCCCCAGCGCCCACCUUGUCCCCCACCCCGGGGGUCCUGAGGCGGAAGUCUGGGAGGAGACAGAUGUCAACCGAAACAAACUCCGGAUCAACAUCGGCAAAACCCCCUGCGUGGAGGAGGAGCAGAGCCGAGGUGUGGGGGCCCCCAGCUCCCCAGUGCGUGCCCCCCCAGAGUCCCCCACCACCCCAGUCCGCUCUCUGCGCUACCGGAGGGUCAACAGCCCCGAGUCCGAGCGGCUCUCCACGGCGGACGGGCGCGUGGAGCUGCACGACAGGAGGUCACGGAUGGAUCUGCCCGGCUCACCCUCGCGCCAGGCCUGCUCCUCGCAGCCAGCCCAGAUGCUGUCAGUGGACACAGGCCACGCCGACCGGCAGGCCAGCGGCCGCAUGGACGUGUCAGCCUCUGUGGAGCAGGAGGCCCUGAGCAACGCCUUCCGCUCGGUGCCGCUGGCUGAGGAGGAGGACUUCGACAGCAAGGAGUGGGUCAUCAUUGACAAGGAGACCGAGCUCAAGGACUUCCCUCCGGGGGCUGAGCCCAGCACGUCGGGCACCACGGACGAGGAGCCAGAGGAGCUGCGGCCACUGCCGGAGGAGGGCGAGGAGCGGCGGCGGCCAGGGACGGAGCCGGCCGUGCGGCCCCGGGGGCGCAGCAUGCAGACGCUGGCGGAGGAGGACAUGCGGCUCAUGCCGCCCCAGCUCCCGCCACCCCAGCUGAGCCAGGCCGACGGCCGUUCAGAGACGUCACAACCCCCCACGCCUGGCAGCCCUUCCCACUCACCCCUGCACUCGGGACCCCGCCCUCGACGGAGAGAGUCGGAUCCCACGGGCCCGCAGAGACAGGUGUUCUCCGUGGCGCCCCCGUUUGAGAUGAAUGGCCUCCCACGAGUUGUGCCUCUGAGCCUGCCCUACCAUGACUUCAAGAGAGACCUCUCCGAGUACCGAGAACGGGCACGGUUUAUCAACAGGGUCCGGAGGGUGGGCUUCUCACACAUGCUGAUCGCCACCCCCAUCUCGCUGGAUCCUGUUGAACCUCAAGCUAAUGGGAAAGAGGAAGAGGAGGAGGAGGAGGAGGACGAGGAAGACGAGGAAGAGGAAGAAGAGGAAGACGAGGAAGACGAGGAAGAGGAGGAGGAGGAAGAGGAGGAGGAGGAAGAGGAGGAGGAGGAGGAGGAGGAAGCCGCCGCAGUGGCCCUGGGGGAGGUGCUGGGGCCACACAGUGGCUCUAGCAGUGAGGGCAGCGAGAGGAGCACCGACCGGAGCCAGGAGGGCGCCCCGUCCACACUGCUGGCUGAUGACCAGAAGGAGUCCAGGGGCCGGGCCUCCAUGGCAGAUGGGGACCUGGAGCCUGAGGAGGGCUCCAAAACGCUGGUGCUCGUCUCCCCUGGCGACAUGAAGAAGUCGCCUGUCACUGCCGAACUGGCCCCCGACCCCGACCUGGGCACCCUGGCUGCCCUCACUCCUCAGCACGAGCGGCCCCAGCCCAUGGGCAGCCAGCUGGACGUAUCUGAGCCAGGCACCCUGUCCUCCGUCCUCAAGUCUGAGCCCAAGCCCCCAGGGCCUGGGGCAGGGCCGGGUGCUGGGGCAGUGACCACAGGGGCAGGGGGCAUGGCAGUCACCUCCUCACCCUUCACCAAAGUCGAGAGGACCUUUGUGCACAUUGCAGAGAAAACCCACCUCAAUGUCAUGUCUUCCGGCGGACAAGCCUCUCGGUCUGAGGAGUUCAGCCCUGCGGGCGAGCUGGGUCUGGAGGUGCCCUCUGAUGGGGGCGCUGAGGAGGGGGCCCUGGUGCCCCUGGAGAAUGGCAUCACCCUGUCAGGGCUGGAUGGGGCCCAGAUGGAGAACUGUGCCCUGUCUGGGCCCCCCAGGGAAACCCCCUCAGAGGUGGCCACAGACUCACUGCCUAAUGGCCCAGCCCUGGCUGACAGGCCGGCCCCAGCAUCCCCACUGGAGCCAGGCCCUGAGAAAGUGGCCACCAUCUCCCCCAGCCGCCAUGCCAUGCCAGGCCCUCGCCCCAGGAGCCGUAUCCCUGUCCUGCUGUCCGAGGAAGACACCGGCUCGGAGCCCUCGGGCUCACUGUCGGCCAAAGAGCGGUGGAGCAAGAGGAUCCGGCCACAGCAGGACCUGGCACGGCUGGUGAUGGAGAAGAGGCAGGGCCGCCUGCUGCUGCGGCUGGCCUCAGGGGCCUCCUCCUCCUCCAGCGAGGAGCAGCGCCGCGCCUCAGAGACGCUCUCAGGCACGGGCUCCGAGGAGGACACGCCUGCCUCCGAGCCCACGGCCGCCUUGCCCAGGAAGGCUGGGCGGGUGGCUGCCACCCGGAGCCGGAUCCCCCGCCCCAUCAGCAUCCGCGUGCCCACGCCUGCUGCCGCCCAGCAGCCCCCCAGCAGACCCCACGGUGCGGCCCCGGCAUCUGACACAGCCAUCACCAGCAGGCUCCAGCUGCAGAAGCCCCCAGGGCAGGCCGUUGCUGCUGACCUCCGCCCCAAACAACCUCCGGGCCAGGGCCCAGGACGAGCCCAAGCCGGCUCCAGGGCCCCCGCCCCCCGCAGUCCGGGCCUCCCAGCCUCUGCCGCGCGCCAUCCCAGCGCGUCCCCGCGAAGCCAGUCCCUGUCCCGCAAAGAGAGCCCCUCGCCCUCGCACCAGGCCCGGCCGGGCGCCGCCCCACCCCGGGGCGUCUCGCAGGCCCGGGCCCAGCCUGACGGCACCCCCUCCCCGGGAGGCCCCAAGAAAGGACCCAGAGGGAAACUCCAGGCUCAGCGCGCAGCAACCAAAGGCCGGGCUGGGGGCGCAGAGAGCCGGGCGGGGGCCAGAUAAUGACGCCUGCGGCUCUCUGCGGCCCCCUACCCUCACCCUGGUCCCCCACCCGCAGCCGGCCACACUGGAACAGCUCCCAGCACAGCCUUACGCGCCCGCGCGCGCCACCCGCGGCCCCAGCUUCCCGCCUGCACCCGCGAGGACGCGCGGGCACACGCCGCAACCUGCCAGCCUGCCGGGCGGUGGGGGACACGGCGCCGUGCCGCGGGGGAGGGUCCGCCUUCCCCUCCUCUCCCCGUCUCCUCCCCUCCCCCGCUCUCCUUCGGGAGAGGCGGGCUCACACCGGUCCCCCGGCCCAGGAGAAGGCUCAGCCACUCUUCACCGAGGACUCCACUUCUGGGGACACUCCAUUCACCCACCAGGCCUUGGCUGCUCUCCACGCUCCCCCUCUGCUUACACCUCCUUCAGCACCUAGCCCUCCUCCCAGCCUUUUUCCAGCGCCCCCCCCCUCCUUUCAGAGAAGCAGCCUCAAUUUCCAGAAGUGAGGGCCAACCCCAUAGUCUCCUGGGAGUGCUGGUGGUGGGGGUGGUGGUGGUGGUGGAGGAGGAGGAGGAGGAGGAAGGCCUCUGGAUUGCCCAUCAGUCUACUCAGGUGUGAGGGGGCAGGUCUGACCUGUCCCAAAGUCGGCUCCAUCCUGGACAACCCAGUGGGAGGCAGUGGCAGAUGAUUCUUGGGGGCAGUGUGCUCCCCUGCACCACCGGGGUGCAGAGCCCCUGGGCCUCAGUGGGAACCACGAGAGGUCUGUGGGCCGCCUUCCUGGCAAAUGUUUCCCAGUGGGAGGUUGGGGCUUUAAAAAAAGUUUUGCCCCUUCCCCUGGUCCCCUGAUCUAGUGCUCAGGACCCCUCACCAUCAGGAAUUCCUUCCUGUCAUCUAACCUCAGUCCUGCCUGCUGCAGUUUCGGCCAGCUUCCCUCUCUCCUGAGUUCAGUGCAGGUGGAGGGUAGCUGGGUAUCAUCUCUGCGCUGGCCCUUUGGAGAUUCAGGGACUCAGUUCAGGCUGUGUUACCCUCCGUGUCCUCCCAGCUAUGGGGAGUGGGCUGGCUCGGGCAUCAUCUCCCCCAGCGGGCAGAGAGCUUGGAGACAGGUGGCCCUACAAACAGCUGGGCCCUGGAGGCAGAAAGGCCCUUCUAACUUCCCUGACUGUGUGCUUGUGUGAUGGGUCCCCAGCUCAGGCCCACUCCUCCCUCAGCUCCCCCCAGGCUGUGCUCUCCUGCUCCAGCCCCAGCCCAAGCAGCCGCCCUGCUCCCUGAGUGGAUGAGGGGCCUCCUGCUGGGUUCUGGCUCCUGCAUAGCUCACCCACCUCAUCAUGAGCCUCAACUGCCUACAUCGGGGCAAGCAGCACACCAGCUGCAGCAGAGACAACUAACCUUGCCUAUUUGGGACGCCCCCCCCCAUAGGCCUCCUCCAUCCUCAGCACCCUCGGUCUCUGCUCCCUGGCCUGGACCCUCUGUCCUUCCCUGAGCCACAGAGAGCAAGCCAAGACAUCCAGGGGAAGAGGAAGGAAGGCCUCAGUGUGCCCCAGCGGUCUGGUUGCAUCCAGGCACCGUCAUUCAGAAGGAUGCCCACAAAGAAGCUGACCCCAGGAGCAGCCUGGUGGUGCCAGCUGAACCCUUCGUGGAGAGUCAGCAGGCUCGGGCAGCUGCUUCCAUGCCAAGGUGGCAGCUUCCCUGUAGACCAGCCCAGGGGAGGACUCCAGGGUGGACAGCCUUCAAGGUCCACCCCAUGCUGAUGCAGAAGCUCCCAGAACACUCAGGAAACCUCUCUGGACAGAGCCCUCCUUGUCAACCUGAGUCCCUCCCAAGGCUCUCUGCUGCCAUCUGGGUCCAGCAGAGGGGGUGGAGGAGGGGCCACUGCCUCCCACCUAGAGCUUCUCCGAAUGACAAUCAGCUUGUGCCAGGUGGGGACCAGGGCAUGAGCCCUGGUGCCCAGCCCCUGGGCCUGCUCCGAACCAUGAAUGUAGGGCCCCCAGCCUCACUUCUGCUCCAGGACCAACAACACCCUGGUUUGGAGCUGGGAAGAAGGGGGUGCCUGAGAGAGCCCCAGGUCCAUACCAUCCCCAGUUUCACCCAGCACUGGAGCUGGCAGAGAUGCAAAAUCCAGUCUGCCCUUGGGAUUCCAGACCUCCCUAGGGCUCCCAACUGACCUCAGGCCUCUGAGUCAUUGAAUGUCACCAGGCGACAGGGGCGGGGGAGGGGGUGAAGAGGGCCAGUGGAGAGAGGGGCAGCAAUGGGACUGGCUCUGCUCCUCUCCCCAGGAAGGAUCCAGGGCAGAGGAAACCACAUCGCUCAGUGCCCCCACGCCCAGCUGCAGCCUCUUCUCCCUUGAGUAUCCAUCCCUCCACCAGGCCCCCCUGGUCCUGAGCACCUCCUCUGUAAAAGAGUGUCACACCACUGCUGUAGCCUGCCUCCCCCCAGCCUUUCCCAUCACGACAACCUAUGUUACUGGCUCAGAUGCGGGGUCUGCUCACCCCAGAACACGCCUUCCCUCCCCAGCUGCACCAUGCACGAAGGGGGCACACGAGUGGGGCCAUGCCCCAGUCCCAUGGGCUCCCCCUUCCCUGCUCCUUGCAGGGGCUGGGAUAGGCUUGCUCAGUCUUCUCAGCUCCAGGGACCAGCCCUGGUGGGCAUGGGGUGGGGAGCAGGGAGUUGCCUUCCCCAUCCCUCGGGAAGCCACCUAAGAAUGUUUACACGCCAAACAGAAUGUAACACCCACGCCACCCCUACCCAGUCACUGCAUGGCCUCUGUCCAUCCUGCGCCUGUCCACCCCACCCCAACGGAAGCUGCCGUCAUGAUUAGAUUGGGUCUCAGAAGGGAAGUAGCCAUCACACCAUUAAAAAGCCUGUGGACCUUU